AUGAUUUUGACUAAGUUUGCUUCCAACUGUUCACCAAACAAUUUUAAUUGGAAAGAAGACUACACACACUUUCACGUAGCGAAUUUGAUACGUCGCAUUAAAAUUCAGGAAAAGGGGUAUUAUGUCACGAAUGGGUCUCGCUUGCGUGGUCAGCUGGCACAAACUAUAGUUAUGUCCGAGAAAAAGGAGAGCUAUCAGGAUUCUGUCAAUAAAAAAGUGUUACUUGAAUGGGUCACGGUUACCGGUUUAGAAAACCCUCGGAAAAAGCCGUAUGACAGAAUCCUGAACGAUUUCGCUGUAAAAGUUUUAAAAUACCCGGUGGAAAAACCUAUGGCCUUUACUUGGCCGACUUCGGCGGGGAUGAGCAACAACAUUCAAGCAAUACGAGCAAAGGUAUCUUUCGAAUUUCGGAAAUACUUCAUUAGUGAGGGCAGAAAUUUGCUAUUGGAGUACAACAAGCAAAACAAUAAUGAUGUGUGUAUAUCCCAUGAGCAAACUUUGAAAGUCUCGGAAACGGAAAGGCUGGGGAAAUACAUUAGGGAUGUUCACGUUCAGUCUAAGCGUAAAUGUCCAGAAAUGACAUUCAAAAAAGGAGUCCUGCAGAUUGGUAAAGAGUAUUCUUUAACCCCUCCUAUGGCUGCUAUCAAGAUCAUUAUAAACAUGUCAGCAUGGACUGGACUGCCCUUGAAGGAAUUACUUUUGCCUGCGAAAAAGAAUCAAUGGAGAAAGAACUUAGAUGAGCCAACUACGUCAAAAGAAUCCGAUGAGAUACAGGAGGCAUGUAAGCGUCCGUCUGAAGAACCAAACUUGGACGAAGCAGUGACAAAACCGAAGGUACAAGGUUUGAUGUAUGUCCCAUAG
Molecule: messenger RNA, 861 nt
Organism: Cylicocyclus nassatus
Lineage: Eukaryota; Metazoa; Nematoda; Chromadorea; Rhabditida; Strongylidae
Source: the annotation of a GenBank genome assembly